Messenger RNA from Austrofundulus limnaeus, 1304 nucleotides. RefSeq names its product DCN1, defective in cullin neddylation 1, domain containing 2b (gene dcun1d2b). Gene Ontology annotation, cellular component: ubiquitin ligase complex. Gene Ontology annotation, biological process: protein neddylation. Gene Ontology annotation, molecular function: ubiquitin-like protein binding; ubiquitin conjugating enzyme binding; cullin family protein binding. The record is from RefSeq and is a predicted model, not a curated record. Lineage: Eukaryota; Metazoa; Chordata; Actinopteri; Cyprinodontiformes; Rivulidae.
UGUUGGUAUUUUAAGAUCGGACACCUGUACCGCUCRCACCACGUACCUUUCCCUUUUUGGAAGCUCGCCUGCGCCCGUUGAUCCGGGUCAGGAGGAGGAGGAGUCGGGGGGUGGUUCCGGGGAUCACUUAACCUCUGAUGCCCAGCAGGGAGCCCGGGUCGYUAAACCCGUCCGUGUCAAAGAAACAAUCUGAUCAUCGAGCUGCGGUUCUGAAAACUGUCCGAAGAUCAAAACACCUGAAUGAGGUCAACUGAGCGAACGGAACCACCUGAUGGAUCAUGCUCAAGCUGAAAUCAUCACACAGGCAGGAGAGAGGACAGCCGUGUACCGCCURAUCCAGGAUGACCGGAGACUAGAAAGUGGCCAUCUACUCCCAGAACCAGAACUCAAAGUACCCAUGAAAACUACAGUGGAUCGCAAGAAGCUGGAGCAGCUCUACAACAGCUACAAAGACCCUCACGACGAGAGUAAAAUCGGCAUCGAUGGGAUCCAGCAGUUCUGCGAUGACCUGACUCURGACCCGGCCAGCAUCAGCGUGCUGGUGGUGGCCUGGAAGUUCAGRGCGGCCACGCAGUGCGAGUUCAGCAGGAAGGAGUUCCUCGACGGCAUGACGGAGCUGGGCUGCGACAGUCCUGAAAAACUGAAGGCCGUCCUCCCCAGGCUGGAACAGGAGCUGAAAGAUGCCUCAAAGUUUAAAGACUUUUACCAGUUCACCUUCAGAUUCGCCAAGAACCCGGGUCAGAAAGGUUUAGACCUGGAGAUGGCCGUGGCUUACUGGAAUCUAGUUCUCACGAGUCGAUUCAAGUUCCUGGAUCUGUGGAACCGCUUCCUCCUGGAGCAUCACAAGCGCUCGAUUCCCAAAGACACGUGGAACCUCCUCCUGGACUUCGGCAACAUGAUUGCAGACGACAUGUCGAAUUAUGACGAGGAAGGGGCGUGGCCAGUCCUCAUCGACGACUUUGUGGAGUUCGCCCGGCCGAUCGUGGCGGCGAACAAACGCAACACAACAUAGUGUCGGCUUCAUGUGGCGGAUUUUCAAGUCUUGUCCCGAUUGAGUUUUUUUUUUUGAGGCGAACGAGCCGAAACAGCAGAAACGACGUCUGAGCGAGCCUGCCGAAAGUUGCCUCGGAUGUGAGGUUGAAACGGACAACCUUUUAUUUUGAAAAGAAGACACAAGUUUUUUUUUUGUCGGACUCUGGAGCUGCAACAUGAAAACGAUACGAAGACUCGGCACUAAAACUAGCAGCCUGUCGUUUAGCGCGGCAUGAAUGAGUUUUAGCGAAAAAGAGAUGCCGGGUUCCGAA